Molecule: messenger RNA, 444 nt
Organism: Phodopus roborovskii (desert hamster)
Lineage: Eukaryota; Metazoa; Chordata; Mammalia; Rodentia; Cricetidae
Gene: CUNH19orf33
Product: chromosome unknown C19orf33 homolog
Exons: 4
Coding region: 63-365 (100 amino acids)
Cellular component (GO): nucleus
Source: RefSeq, a predicted model, not a curated record
ACGGCCCCACCCCUGCCCCAGGCACUGCCUAAGCCUUCUGACCCUCCAGAGCCAUCAUCGCCAUGGAGUUCGACCUGGCUGCAGCCUUGGGCCCUGGUUCUAAGAAGCCUGAGGGAGGUCAAGUGGGAAACCCCAAGCACUGUCCUCUUAAAGCUCCGGGCCAGCCAGAGGCAGGCGCUGCUCACAAGCCGAAGCAUGGACACAGCAGCUCCUCCGACUCCAGCAGCAGCAGCAGCUCCAGCGACUCAGAGACAGAGGGAAAGAAGCACGCCACUGGCCGCAAGCAUGAAGGCUCCUCGGACAAGGCCAAGAAACCCAAGGUGAAGAAGGAGAAGAAAAAGAAGGAGAAGAAGGCCCCCCACUGACUUAUUAAAGCUUGCAGCCCGCCCCGCUCCCCAGCGCCCCCUGCCGAUCAGGAGCGGAGGCCACGCUGAACCCAUCAGA